UACUCCACUAGGCAAAUAUUCACAAACACUAUUCAGUACAGAAAAUAGCAUUACCAAACACUAAGCCGCAUAAAUGUUUAGAGAGAGAAAGCCAUCAUCAAGAAAGAGGAAAUGAAAAACACAACGUAAGGCCGGCCCCCGACGGGUCGCUCCUCGGUCGCUCCCGCGGGCGGCCAGGAGCGAAACCUAGCCGCCGCCGCAAGCCACAACCACCGCGCCCCCGCUCCUCGCCGCCGCCGGCAGGAGUCGCCGGGCAAAGCCCGCGGUUCGGCGGCGGCGGGGCCCUUUUUUUUCCUUUCCGCUGGAGAUGGUACGGCGCGGGCCGGCCGCUCCUGGAGGGAGCUCGGGCACGUUGGCGCUCGGGAUGGCGUUGGCUGGCGCUGGAAGGCUGGGGCAGCGGCCCCAGGUCGCGCGCGGGGUUGGCGUGCGCCUCCCUCGCGGAGGUGGUCCGGCGGCUGCCUGCGAGGCGGAGGAUCCGGGGCCCUCGCGCCCGAAUCUGGUGAGGAGGCGGGCCGUCGGCAGAGGCGUCGCGGCGGCGUGAGGUCAAGGCAGCGGUGGUGCUGGCCUGCGAGCAGGGUGGAGGCGCGGGCUGGGCGCGGCUGGGCGCGGAGUGCGGUGGGUGCGCCGUGUUGGUCGCCGGUGCAGAUCUGGCGGGCGGCAGCCGGUGGUCUUCGCUCGGCGGCCCUGCGGGCAAGCCUGGACGCCACGGAUCCGGCCUUGGCAGCGCAAGAUGGGUAGUUUUCUCUGCCCCGUUCUGCUGCUCUGAAGUACAGGGGGCCGGAAGGAGACGGCUGCUGGUCGGAGGUCCGUGGCUGGCGGCCCGGGAGGGGCACUGCCGGCUGGUGGUGGUGCCCCGUUGCCGCUUGUUGGAGCUGGGUGGCUCUGCCGCGGUUGGAUGCGGGGUGCAGGACCCGAUCUGGUCUCUGCAGGCCCGUCGUCGAGGAGGUUUGCGGGUGGCCCUACACAGCAGUGGCGUGCUCGUUGUGUGGGGGGUGCGCGGUCCAAUGGAGGUACGGGUCGACCUCGGCCUGCUGCGUGGGAGUGGCUGCACCGGGUGAAAGCCUGGCCGGUGCUGACCGGCCGUCGGCGACGGCGCCUGUGGGCGUCGCUAUCCUCCUUGGAGGCGUUGUCGGGAAUCUUCACAGCCUCUACUCCCGGAUCAAGUCCUUCGGGUGAAAGCCCAGAUCCUGCUACAAGGUCGGGCGGUGUCGUCGUCUUCAACGCCGUUCCCCUCUUUAGGGCGCCGUCUUGAAGAAUUUGAUCCCUUUGGUGCUUCCUAUGACUGGACGUGCACGGUGGCUUCUGUGGCAACGACAACGGUGGUGAGCAACGUCGGAGGCGCGGCUUUGGUCGUGGUAGUCGGCUCUUCUUCUCCGGCGUGUCCAUGGGAAUGCCUCGACUGCCCGGUGCCGUGAAGUCGAAGCCGCGGUGGGGGGCCGCUCGUAUACGAUGACGCGUGUCAGGUGGCUCGUUCGGUGAUCCCUCGUGACGCCAACCUUGCCUCGUUUCUUUGUGGUUCAUCUUCGGAGUCGGAGCUGCGUUGUCUAAUGUGGAUUGUAUGGAGUGUUUUGUUGCAACCAUUAGGGUUGAUGUUUUUCUUUUUCUUUUGAUCUUCGGAUCUCCUGGUCCUAGGACCUUCACCACCUUGUUGUUUCCGUUGCUUUCUCCUAUUAUCAAUGAAUGCCAGCCACGCUGGAUCUUUCAAAAAAGAAAGAGGAAAUGAGGCGCAAAACUACAGGCGUUGCAGAUCGGGAGUCCCAGAGGGAAAGCAAGAAAAAGGAAAAGGGAACCAGCUGCAGACUCUGGACGGUGAAGGACGAGUGAACCUGACAAAGCCAAAGCGCGUGUGUCCUCCAGCGAGCGCCUCACUUCGCUUCACUUCACUUCGCUCCCACUCCCGGUGGAGGGAAAAGCACCGAAAGGCGCCGCGUUUCCGCUUUUUUUUUUCACCGCACUUCCCUCCCUUUCCAGCUUCAGUCCUUCCCAUGGCGUCCUCCGCGCUGCCGGCACCGUCCGUCGUCGCCGUCGCCGUCGCGGUCGCGUUCGCGGUGGCCACCCUCGCUGCGACGGCGUCGGCGGCCGUCACCUACGACCGCAAGGCACUAGUGGUGAACGGGCGGCGCCGCAUCCUGCUCUCCGGCUCCAUCCACUACCCGAGGAGCGUGCCCGAUAUGUGGCCGGAUCUGAUACAGAAGGCCAAGGACGGCGGCCUCGACGUGGUGCAGACGUACGUGUUCUGGAACGGCCACGAGCCCUCCCCUGGCCAGUACUAUUUCGAGGGGAGGUAUGAUCUAGUGCGCUUCAUCAAACUGGUGAAGCAGGCCGGACUCUACGUGCACCUCCGCAUUGGCCCCUACGUCUGCGCCGAGUGGAACUUCGGCGGUUUCCCUGUUUGGCUCAAGUAUGUCCCCGGCAUCAGCUUUAGAACUGAUAAUCAGCCAUUCAAGCUUGAGAUGCAGAAGUUCACCACCAAGAUCGUUGACAUGAUGAAGUCGGAAGGGCUCUUUGAGUGGCAGGGAGGACCAAUAAUCCUCUCCCAGAUCGAGAACGAGUUUGGCCCCUUGGAGUGGGAUCAGGGCGAGCCUUCCAAGGCCUACGCCUCAUGGGCAGCUAACAUGGCGAUUGCGCUCGACACAGGUGUUCCAUGGAUCAUGUGUAAAGAGGACGACGCCCCAGAUCCAAUUAUUAAUACAUGCAAUGGAUUUUACUGUGACUGGUUCUCCCCUAAUAAACCUCACAAGCCUACCAUGUGGACCGAGGCUUGGACUGCCUGGUAUACAGGCUUUGGUGUUCCGGUUCCACAUAGACCAGUAGAGGAUCUAGCAUAUGGUGUUGCCAAGUUCAUCCAGAAGGGGGGCUCUUUUGUUAAUUAUUACAUGUAUCACGGAGGGACAAACUUCGGGCGGACAGCUGGUGGUCCAUUCGUUGCAACUAGCUAUGACUACGAUGCUCCUAUUGAUGAAUACGGCUUAUUGAGAGAACCAAAAUGGGGCCACUUGAAGGAGUUGCAUAGAGCCAUCAAGCUUUGCGAACCAGCCCUGGUUGCAGGAGAUCCCAUUAUAUCUUCCCUUGGGAAGGCUCAGAAGUCAUCCGUUUUUAGGUCAAGCACAGGAGCUUGUGCGGCUUUUCUUGAGAACAAGGAUAAGCUAUCUUAUGCAAGGGUAUCAUUCAGCGGAAUGCAUUAUGACCUGCCUCCUUGGUCUAUCAGUAUUCUUCCGGACUGCAAAACAACAGUCUUCAACACCGCUAGGGUCGGCAGCCAGAUUUCACAAAUGAAAAUGGAAUGGGCUGGAGGACUCACAUGGCAGUCAUAUAAUGAGGAGAUUAAUUCCUACAGUGAGGAGGAAGCAUUUACAGCGGUAGGAUUACUGGAACAAAUAAAUAUGACGAGGGAUAACACAGACUACUUGUGGUAUACAACAUAUGUUGAUGUUGCGAAGGAUGAGCAGUUCCUCACCAGUGGGAAGUCUCCCAAACUCACUGUGAUGUCGGCUGGUCAUGCUUUGCAUGUUUUCGUCAAUGGACAAUUAACAGGAACUGUUUACGGCAGUGUAGAAGACCCAAAACUAACGUAUACUGGGAGUGUGAAACUAUGGGCAGGAAGCAACACUAUUUCGUGCUUAAGUAUAGCAGUUGGUCUCCCGAACGUUGGAGAACAUUUUGAGACUUGGAAUGCUGGAAUUCUUGGUCCGGUGAUACUUUAUGGCCUGAAUGAGGGAAGAAGAGAUCUCACAUGGCAGAAAUGGACCUAUCAGGUUGGUUUGAAAGGUGAGGCUAUGAGUCUUCAUUCACUUAGUGGAAGCUCAUCGGUAGAAUGGGGAGAACCUGUGCAGAAGCAGCCUCUGACAUGGUACAAGGCUUUUUUCAACGCACCAGAUGGUGACGAGCCAUUAGCCUUGGACAUGAAUAGCAUGGGGAAGGGGCAAAUCUGGAUAAAUGGUCAAGGCAUUGGACGGUAUUGGCCUGGCUACAAGGCCCCCGGAACAUGUGGUUACUGUGAUUACCGUGGUGAAUAUAAUGAGACGAAGUGUCAAACCAACUGCGGCGACUCUUCUCAGAGAUGGUACCAUGUUCCUCGCCCAUGGCUUAAUCCUACUGGGAACCUAUUGGUGAUAUUCGAGGAGAUUGGUGGUGACCCUAGUGAAAUUUCAAUGGUGAAAAGAACUACUGGAAGUGUAUGUGCUGACGUGUCUGAAUGGCAGCCGUCGAUGACGAACUGGCGUACCAAGGACUACGAGAAAGCUAAGGUCCACCUCCAGUGUGAUCAUGGGCGGAAAAUAACUGAAAUAAAAUUUGCCAGCUUCGGCACACCGCAGGGGUCCUGCGGGAGCUACUCAGAAGGCGGAUGCCAUGCACACAAGUCGUAUGACAUAUUUCGGAAGAACUGCAUUAACCAAGAGCACUGUGCGGUAUGCGUGGUUCCAGAGGUAUUUGGUGGAGAUCCUUGCCCUGGGACAAUGAAAAGGGCUGUUGUGGAGGUUAUGUGUGGCUGAACUGCCAAGGUAUGUUGUGGAGCAUGGUCCAUACAGGAUUCUGGCGACAGGUGAAAGUCAUAGUGACCGUGACGCACAAACUGUCAGAAGUUACAGAAAAUGAGUUGUAUUUUAGACUGAAUCAUCAGUGUAUGUACGUACGUAUGUAUUUAGUUUAGCCUAUAUACAAGAAUUUGCACGGACGGGAAGAUUAGGAUCUGUAGGUGUGGAAAAGGGUCUAGAUGCCACUCAUCUGGUUUGCGGAGAGCACGGAUGAGGCUGCUGCUCACCUGAGUCCUCAUGUGCAAUGGCUUCUGGAUUGGAAGAGUGGCACCACUCUAUUCAUGCAUUGCUAUCUUGAUUCUAAGUAAUCAAAACAGGAUAAUGGUUCAGCUCAUUAA
Triticum aestivum (bread wheat) is the source of this 4873-nucleotide messenger RNA. Its product is annotated as beta-galactosidase 2. Gene Ontology annotation, molecular function: hydrolase activity, hydrolyzing O-glycosyl compounds; carbohydrate binding. The record is from RefSeq and is a predicted model, not a curated record. The coding region runs from base 1677 to 4493 and encodes 938 amino acids. Lineage: Eukaryota; Viridiplantae; Streptophyta; Magnoliopsida; Poales; Poaceae. Gene Ontology annotation, biological process: carbohydrate metabolic process. The transcript is spliced from 19 exons.